AUGGUUAUGGAGAAUCCUUUGGUUGAUGAACUUUUUCCAAUCGGAAUGCAUGUUCUUGCUGUUGAUGAUAAUCGAGUUUGCUUGAAUAUGUUGGAGAGUAUGCUUCUCAAAUGCAACUAUAAAGUUACUACAACUGCUGAAUCGGGGAAAGCAUUGGAAAUUUUGAGGGAAAAUAGAGAUAUGUUUGAUUUGGUUAUUUGCGAUGUUAACAUGCCGGAGAUGGACGGAUUUAAGCUUCUGAAGCAAGUUGAACUCGAGAUGGAUCUACCUUUUGUUAUGUUGUCGGGGAAUGGUGAUACGGAAAGCGUGAUGAAAGGUGUGAUGAACGGUGCUAGUGAUUAUAUCUUGAAACCAAUUCGAAUGGAAGAGGUGAAGACGAUAUGGCAACAUGUUGUGAGAAAGAAAAUUGAUGGAAAAGUUCAGAUAAAGAAAAAGGUUUCUGGUGCUAAUAAUGUGGCGAAAAAGGUUUCUGAGGAGGAGAAAAUUGACAAUGUUGCUAGGGUAUGUAGUCGAGAUACCGCGUCUGAUGACAAUGUUGCUGAUAAGAGUCCGAAUGUAGGAGAAAAACGAAAAGAACGAAGCGAUUCAGAGGAAGAUAAUGAUACGGAUGGAUCUACCGAGAAGAAGCCUCGUUUCGUUUGGGAUACUGAGUUGCAUAACAAAUUUGUUGUCGCGGUAAAUCAACUAGGCCUAGACAAGGCUUAUCCAAAGAAAAUACUGGAGUUGAUGAAUAUUGAAGGGCUUACGAGGGAAAAUGUAGCGAGUCAUCUGCAGAAAUUCAGAUUGAAUCUCAAAAGAUCAGAUAAACACCCGAUUUCUACUAGUCCUUAUCUGCAAUCAGGUUCGGUAGGUGGUGGAAGGUUCAUAAACGGCACAUUACCAUCAUAUGCAUCACCGUCGUACGGAUCUAGUCAUUUAGUUUGUCGGCUAAACACGCCAUCUGGAUUGAAUGUUAGAAGGAUGAGUUAUGCACCAGGGCCGUCGUUUCAGUCACACAACAACAUUAACUGUUUCCAGAUGCCAGUGGCUUCUGCCAGCGAAAGGCCGUGUUUUUUACCGAACUUUCGAACAUCAAUUGGGACGAAUCAGUUUCAGCAAAAUAACUAUCUAACUGGUUAUCCAAGUUCAUCUAGCUUUCAAGGCUGUAAAGUUGCCGUCAAUAAUGCAAAUAGCAGCAGUUUCAUUUCUUGCAUCCCAAGAAAUCAUCCGUUAACAUAUAACGCAAAUAGCAGUUCUGUUUCUUGCAUCCCAAGCAAUCACCCUUUGAUCAAUGCAAAUAGAAGUUCCCUUUCUUGCAUCACAGGCAAUCAACCAGUAACACAUAAUUCAGAAGCAUUUAGAAACCACUCUUCGGUUGGAAUUGCAGAUGUGAAAACACAAUCUUUGAACAACACUUUGGAUUCGGUUGGAGGUGCAGAACUGAAAACGGAAUCACAAUCUACGAACAAUCCUUUGGAUACUCUUACAUCUCUAGCCAAAUCUGAUAGUCAACUAAUCACUCAGAUGCCAGAAACUGAGAAAUUCUAUGCAGAAACUUUGGAUUCAAACGACGAUUGCUUCUUUAAUCAAAUGUUGUAUCUAAAAGAAGGAUUCUACGAUAAUAGUCGCUUGUCCUUGGACGACAUAUAUUGA
Messenger RNA from Lathyrus sativus (Indian pea), 1632 nucleotides. Lineage: Eukaryota; Viridiplantae; Streptophyta; Magnoliopsida; Fabales; Fabaceae. The record is from the annotation of a GenBank genome assembly.